This is a messenger RNA of Alternaria atra, 1329 nucleotides long. RefSeq lists its product as uncharacterized. The record is from RefSeq and is a predicted model, not a curated record. Lineage: Eukaryota; Fungi; Ascomycota; Dothideomycetes; Pleosporales; Pleosporaceae. The coding region runs from base 1 to 1329 and encodes 442 amino acids. The transcript is spliced from 6 exons. Gene Ontology annotation, cellular component: mitochondrial intermembrane space; mitochondrion. Gene Ontology annotation, biological process: succinate metabolic process; mitochondrial respiratory chain complex II assembly.
AUGAGAGCCUGCGCACGAUUACUAGCUACAGCAACAGAUGCGGGCGCAUCGAGGCCCUUCAAGCCGGCGCCCGCUGCCUUGUUGCCGCCAAUACCUCUUUAUCGACGCCUGCUACGCUCACAUAGGAAAAGGCUAGGCGUAGAAGAGCGGCUACUUGGUGACAUGUAUGUCAAGGCCGAGUUUAGGGCACACAGGGACGUCGAAAAUCCCGUGCAAAUAAUUGGGUUUCUCUCAGAAUGGCAAACAUACUGCCAAAUGCUCGAGGGAGACUCGUGGAAGGAAGCUAAGAUGGACAAAGCGAAGAUUGACAAGAUGAGCGAUCAACAAAUUGGUCAGCUCUAUGAGCUCAUGCAACAGAUCAAGAACCAAGCUCAGGAGGAUGCCGAUGCCGAAGAGAAGCUGAUCGCAAAAUGCUUCACAUUCAACGAUGAAUGCGAUGUACUAUAUAUCAACAAUACUAGAUCAGUCUCCAACACCCUCUUCCGCCCACCUCUUCCGUCACUCUAUGCUCGCUGUUCAUCUAAGGGUCUGCUUCACAAGCUGAAGCCCUUCUCAGACGCAUCACAAUCGUCGCCAAUCAAUACUGGUCUUGGAAAGCUACAUAAUAUUGCCGAGGAUAUCACGCUAUCAAUACUGAAAUCUUACCUUACAGUCAUCGAAGGCCUACAUCCUUUGCAGAGUCUUUGCCUACCGGAAAUGUGCGGCUGCACCCUGUAUGAUUCUCCAACAUGUGGUCACUCCUGGAUCUCCAUGAGUCAACCUUGCAGCUUCCUCUCCGACCUCCUUAGCUGUCCAUAUCGUCAGACCUACCAGACGUUGAUCGCACCGCCCUACACCUGUCCCAUGUGCAACGGCGGAUUUGCAGAUCGAGAGACAAUUGAAAUGGUACAGGGGCCUUGGGGUUGCAACCAGAUGCUACGAAAUCAUGCUGGCGGAAACCAUGCGAUCUCCGGUCAGUGGGGAAGUGCGCCGUUCAUGUCUGGUGGAUGCGGAGGUCCAGCGAUUACUUCAGGAGCUAUAUCUGGUACUCUGAUUCCUAUGAACUACAGGAAUCAGGGCUUCACUUACGAUCACCGCCUUACUGGUCCUUAUGGGCCUCAAAGCAUGAUGUCGCAUGCUCCGAUGAUCACGGGUGGACCGAUGAUGGGCAGCUCGGCAAUGGUUAUGAACGAACCGAUUAUGUGCGACAAUGGUUUUGGCGGAUAUAACGAUGGCUAUAUCAGCGACCAUGAUGGAUACUACGACAACAGGCGCAAGAAAAGGAGGCAUAAGAGUCAUUACAAGUACAAGUAUACGGAUGAGCCUGCAACCAACUGUACGGUUAUGUGA